Blumeria graminis f. sp. triticale is the source of this 375-nucleotide messenger RNA. The record is from the annotation of a GenBank genome assembly. Lineage: Eukaryota; Fungi; Ascomycota; Leotiomycetes; Helotiales; Erysiphaceae.
AUGUCCGCACCACAUUUUGCCAACUUUAUUAUCAAGCGGCCCUGGCUUCUGCGUGUGUUUGACCCGUUCGCGAAGUGGUACACAAACGCUGCCGGAUACCGCAAAUUGGGCUUGAGGGCCGAUGACCUUAUCCCAGAAGAGUCUGAGGUUGUCCUUCACGCCUUAAAGCGCCUACCUCCCAAAGAUGCGUAUGAUCGAGUUUUUCGCAUAAGACGAGCAGUACAGUGUUCCCUCUCGCACCAACUUCUCCCCAAGGAAGAGCAGACCAAGCCUGAAGAGGACGUUGAAUACCUGGGCCCAUUGAUAAGAGAAAUCGAGGCAGAAGCCAGAGAACGCGCAGACUUGGAGAGUCUAGCCAUUGAAAAGCGUAAAUAA